Messenger RNA from Brassica napus (rape), 2117 nucleotides. RefSeq names its product RING-H2 finger protein ATL29-like. Bases 1045 to 1929 code for a protein of 294 amino acids. Lineage: Eukaryota; Viridiplantae; Streptophyta; Magnoliopsida; Brassicales; Brassicaceae. The record is from RefSeq and is a predicted model, not a curated record. The transcript has a single exon.
CUUUUGUCUAGUAUGUGAUGAAAAUAUGGUAUUUUAGUUUUGUCAGUUUGUUUCACAUUGUUAAAGGUAACGUUAUCUUAUAAAAUAAAUGGUUGUUUUACGAAACAUGGAAAAUGGAAACAACUUCACUCAACCUACUUGACUUAGUUAAUGAAUACUAAAAUAACUAAUGAUAAGUGAUUAGUUUAUUACUUACGUAUUUUGUAGUUUUUCUUCCCAAAAAACUAAUAGUAUCCUUUAGGAAUAUAGUCAUUAUUUCAUUCCGUCACAUAGAGAUAGAAAAACAUGAAUGGAAGAUGAUAAAGUGGUGAUGUUAGUCUUUGUUCACCAUGUCAAAACCAAAGGUGUCGAAACUGAAAGGUAGCUUGCGAAAUGGUGUGGUAAAGAUGAUGAUUUAGUUGGAAGUUGGAUACAGCUUCGAAAACCGACGAGUUCUUAAUUUCUUCAUUUUUGGUGCUGAUGCCAAACCUCAUUGAUCAAUCAAACCAUCCCCACUUCUCACAAUCCACCCUAAUCUCAAAUUAUCUUGUUGGUCACUAAAAUGCAUUGAAAUUGCAGUUUGUCUACUUUUGAAAAAGAAUUUUACAUUUGAUUGGAUGUAAAUAGUAAAUAUCGUGUUUCAGUAGCGAUGAUAUGUAACCGUGUUUGGCAGCAGAAUAAAACAAAAUCCUGAUAUUUUUGGUUAGAAGGUGACUUAAAUUAACAAGUGAUUAUACCCUUGAAACCAGAGAGAGAACAGAACGUACUAUUUUAAGGACUAAAUGGCUUAGCGUCAAGCAAAUGUCACAGAGGACUCGUUCAAUGCAUAGUAUUAAGCAAAUCAAGCAACAAACAAAACCAAACCAAACUCAAAACACAGUUUCUAUUUUUAGUAAUCACAACUUCUACACUUCCACCCCAUCACACAUUUUCCACACACUCAACCAAAUAAAAAGCUUUUUUAACUAAAAACUAUAAACAAAAACAAUAAAAAUACCAGAUCUCUUGUUCUUUUUCGUGUAUGAGAAAUCUCACGGCGGAGAUAAUCUGUCUCCGGCCACCAUAAUGUCGACAUAUCCUUCAUCUUUACCGCCACAUUCUCCAUCAGAAAACUACGUCACACCGCCUUUGACGGUCAUCCUCACCGUCAUACUCCUUGUUUUCUUCUUCAUAGGUUUUUUCACGCUUUAUUUCUGCAAGUGUUUUCUCGACGCCAUGAUGCAAGCUUGGCGUCUCCGCCAUGGAGGAGAAGCCGAAGCAACCGAAAAUCCCAUCCAGCCACCGGAAGCUCCCACGGUUAAUCCCGGCCUCGAACUUCGCAUCAUAAACUCGUUUCCCACUUUUCCUUAUUCAUCCGUUAAAGAUCUCCGGGAAGAGAAAUAUGGCCUCGAGUGCGCUAUAUGUCUACUAGAAUUCGACGGAGAUCACGUGCUACGUCUCUUGACCACAUGCUACCACGUAUUUCACCAAGAAUGCAUUGAUCUUUGGUUCGAAUCUCACAAAACUUGUCCCGUUUGUCGCCAUGAUCUUGAUCCUCCACCGCUAGAAAACACCACCAUUACGCUGCCUAACGUCGAUGAGAUGAUCAUUGAUGUGAUUCAAGAAAAUAGCGACGACGAUCAGCAUCAUCAGACAACAACACAGAUUGAUACUUGGCCGUCUUCAGGACAAAACAGUUGCUUAAACAAUGAAAGAUCGAGAAAAGAACAAACUCUGCCGGAUAAAUUCUCGAGAUCACAUUCGACGGGACAUUCAAUAGUGAGAAACAAACCGGAGGAAGAAGAUAGGUAUACAUUGAGAUUACCGGAGCAUGUCAAGAUCAAGGUUACAAGAGGACAUGGCCAAACAGAAAGUUGUGUUACUUUUGGUGAAAUUAUUAGAAACAAAUGUGAUCAUCGCCGGUUUGGUGAAGUCUCCAACCAAACGGUUGUUACACAAUCAGAAAAUUAAAGAACUAAUAGAUACUAUACUCAUACUUUUCUUUCUUGACAAAAGGUUCUUUUAUUUUUCUUGUUGUUGUAUUGAAUUAUAUACAUCUUUUAGGUAGAAAUUUUAACUUGAGAUGCUAAUUAGUGUUGUUAGUGAUUUUAUAUAUUUUAUUUUCCAGAGUUUUAUUAAUAAAAGCGGACAAUUUAUUU